CAGCGCCUCUAGGCUGCGGAUUCGCGCUGCAACCACCUGCUCAGCGCUGCGUCCAGGGAAGCGGGGAGGAGACUGGAGGGAGGGAGGAGGCGGGAGGGAGGAGGAAAGAGGCAGCCUACACACGCCUUCCAGUCCCUCCACUCAGAGCAGCCCGGAGACCGCUGCCGCCGCUAUCGCUGCUACUACCGCUGCCACCUGAGGAGACCCGCCGCCCGCCUGUCGCACCCCUGGCGAUUCCUUGCUAGCACCGGGCUUUUAAUGCACACUGCCACUACCAUUAUUAUUAUUUCAAGACAAGGAAAAUAAAAGAAGAUAACAGCCAAAAAGAGCCACGUACACCUUCCUGAAUUACUCAAGUGUCUCCUGGAAAGAGGGUCUACAGUCCCCGGAGGAGCAGCCAAGGGGACUGAGGGUGGGUGUUGAGGGGGAGGGAAGAGGAGUUGGGGACAUUGCCUGGUGUAAAGUUGCGUGCGGCAGAGACCCGAAGGUGCAGCGCCACAGCCCAGGGGACGGUGUGUCUGGGAGAAGGCGCUGCCCCCUGCGUCGGGACCCGCCAGCGCGCGGGCACCGCGGGGCGCAGGACUACGCCCCCUGCUGCGGCGUGGACUCUUGUCAGUGGACCACGAGAAGGAGGAGGAAUAUGGAAUCCAAAACGGCCCCCUCCUGCCGUCUGCUCUUCUGCCUCUUGAUCUCCGCCGCUGUCCUCAGGCCAGGCCUCGGAUUAUACACUGUAAAUUCAGCAUAUGGAGAUACCAUUACUAUGCCUUGCCGACUCGAUGUACCUCAGAAUCUCAUGUUUGGCAAAUGGAAAUAUGUAAGUUUGACCUACCUUGGACUUGAUCCUACGGAGCAGGUGACAAUACAAGUGCUGCCACCAAAAAAUGCCAUCAAAGAAGGGGACAACAUCACUCUUAAAUGCAUAGGAAAUGGCAAUCCUCCUCCUGAGGAGUUUUUGUUUUACUUACCACUGAAAGAAAUGAUAUGCAUAGAGGACACUUUGGAAAAUUCUUUUGGGAUGUGUCCUGGAUGUCAUAGUGAUAUGCGACCAAAGUCGGAGCGAGAUUUGGAUUUGUCCUUAAACCCGAGUGGGGAAGUUACCAAGCAGAUUGGUGAUGCCCUGCCUGUGUCAUGUACGAUAUCUGCCAGUAGGAACGCAACGGUGGUGUGGAUGAAAGAUAACAUCAGGCUUCGAUCUAGCCCAUCAUUUUCUAGUCUUCAUUAUCAGGAUGCUGGAAACUACGUCUGUGAAACUGCUCUGCAAGAGGUUGAAGGACUAAAGAAAAGCGAGUCAUUGACUCUUAUUGUAGAAGGAAAACCUCAAAUAAAAAUGACAAAGAAAACUGAUCCCAGUGGACUGUCUAAAACAAUAAUCUGCCACGUGGAAGGUUUUCCGAAACCAGCUAUACAGUGGACAAUCACUGGCAGUGGAAGCGUCAUAAACCAAACAGAGGAAUCUCCUUAUAUCAAUGGCAGGUAUUAUAGUAAAAUUAUCAUUUCCCCUGAAGAGAAUGUUACAUUAACUUGCACAGCAGAAAACCAGCUGGAGAGAACAGUAAACUCCUUGAAUGUCUCUGCUAUAAGUAUUCCAGAACACGAUGAGGCAGACGAGAUAAGUGAUGAAAACAAAGAAAAAGUGAAUGACCAGGCAAAACUAAUCGUGGGAAUCGUUGUUGGUCUCCUUCUUGCUGCCCUUGUUGCUGGUGUUGUCUACUGGCUGUACAUAAAGAAGUCCAAAACUGCAUCAAAACAUGUAAACAAAGACCUUGGUAACAUGGAGGAAAACAAAAAGUUAGAAGAAAACAAUCACAAAACUGAAGCCUAAAAGAGAAACUGUUCUAGUUGUUCAGAGAAAAAACCAUAUAGACCAAUUGAAGCAUGAACGUGGAUUGUAUUUAAGACAUAAACAAAGACAUUGACAGCAAUUCGUGGUUCAAAUAUUAAGCAGUUCAUUCUACCAAGCUGUCACAGGAUUUUAGAGAAUUAUCUCAAGUUUAACAAUGAAAUGAAAUUACAAACAAUAACAAGUUUUGGCAGCCAUGAUAAUAGGUCAUAUGUUGUGUUUGGUUCGAUUUUUUUUUUCUGUAAAUGUCUGCACUGAGGAUUUCUUUUUGAUUUGCCUUUUAUGUAAAUUUUUUACGUAGCUAUUUUUAUACACUGUAAGCUUUGUUCUGGGAGUUGCUGUUAAUCAGAUGUAUGAUGUAAUGUUUUUAUUUCAAUUGUUUAUAUGGAUAAUCUGAGCAGGUACAUUUCUGAUUCUGAUUGCUAUCGGUAAUGCCCCAAACUUUCUCACAAGCACCUAAAACCCAAAGGUGGCAGCUUGUGAAGAUUGGGGACACACACAUUGCCCUAUUCAAAAAUUGUGAUUUUUAUCACAAGGGAGGGGGAGGUAGAGAGUCAGAGUGGUAGGCACUGUAUGAUCUUAUUCCGUGUACGUGCCGUCAGCUGACUCUCGGAAGUAAAUCACAGACACAUAUGGACACACAUCCAUAACGGUACUCCCAAACUGACAAUUUUCCCUAUUCUGAAAAAGACAUAAAACAGAAUUUGGGUAGUAUUUACUUUUAGAGACACCUGCUAGUCAAUUAUUUUUUGUCAAAAGAAACAAAAAAACAGUGUGUGAGAUACGGUUUGGAAAAAUCAUGGGUGACAUUCCCAUUUUCAUAGAUCACUAUGUAAAUCACCGUAAUUAAAAAUUGGUGUUAAAUCCUUUGGGUUAUCCACUGCCUUAAAAUUAUACCUAUUUCCUUUUAAAAAAGAUAUCAAUCAGAAUUGGAGUUUUUAACAGUGGUCAUUAUCAAAGCUGUGUUAUUUUCCACAGAAUAUAGAAUAUAUAUUUUUUUCGUGUGUGUUUUUGUUAACUACGCUACAGAUAUUGAAUGCACCUUGAGAUAAUUUAGUGUUUUUAACUGAUACAUAAUUUAUCAAGCAGUACAUGAAAGUGUAAUAAUAAAAUGUCUAUGUAUCUUUAGUUACAUUCAAAUUUGUAACUUUAUAAACAUGUUUUAUGCCUGAGGAAAUUUUUAGGGUGGUAGUAUAAAUGGAAACUUUUUGAAGUAGGCUGGAUAUGGGCCAAUAGGUACUUCUGACUAGACUUUUAAACUUUGCUCUUUCAUGCAGAAGCCUGGUUUCUGGGAGAACACUGCACAGCCAUUUCUGUUCCAGGAUAUAUGUAACUAUAAAGAAAAAAAUUAACAUCAGAUUUCUAAGGCAUAGAACUAUGUUCUAUGAGAGGAAAAGGAAAAUUGGUGUUUGUUUUUUAGACUCAUGAAAUAAAAAAUUAUGAAGGUAAUGAAAAUAAAUUGAAGAUUAAAGUCAGAUAGAGAUUAUGAAUAAUAUUUUGCCACUUCUGCAUUAUUUAGAAGCAUAUGUUAUUGUACAUUUGUAAACCAUUUACUGUCUGGGCAAUAGUGACUCAGUUUAAUAAAAAGCUUCCUGUAGUGCAUUGGUAUGGAUUGAAUAUAUAAAAUAUUCUUAGACUCAAUGCUGUAUAAAAUAUUAUGGG
Molecule: messenger RNA, 3502 nt
Organism: Propithecus coquereli (Coquerel's sifaka)
Lineage: Eukaryota; Metazoa; Chordata; Mammalia; Primates; Indriidae
Gene: ALCAM
Product: activated leukocyte cell adhesion molecule
Exons: 12
Coding region: 641-1822 (393 amino acids)
Biological process (GO): cell adhesion
Cellular component (GO): plasma membrane
Source: RefSeq, a predicted model, not a curated record